Molecule: messenger RNA, 1133 nt
Organism: Vicia villosa (hairy vetch)
Lineage: Eukaryota; Viridiplantae; Streptophyta; Magnoliopsida; Fabales; Fabaceae
Product: FCS-Like Zinc finger 8-like
Exons: 2
Coding region: 177-914 (245 amino acids)
Source: RefSeq, a predicted model, not a curated record
CCAUAUAAUUAUUAUUCACUCUCUAUUCCAUGUCAAAAAGUUUGCAUCUUUUUCUUCUCUUUCUUUCUGUUUUUUUCUCCACAAAGUUUCUGAACUAAAGCUGAAAAUUUAACCAAUUUUGCAGUACAUAGAUUCUCUUUCCUUUUUCAUCUCAGAAGUGAUUAAAAUAAGCACUUAUGCUGCUCAGAAACAGAUCAAGAGUUGUAACCAAACAAACUCUGAUGGGUGAACAAUCAUCACCAAGUCAGAACUUCACUACUACAAUCCCAUCUCUGUUUGGUUCAUCAAACUAUAGAGACUUUCAUUUCACUUCCAAAAAAGCUGAAUCUUUGAUAAGUCCAACAUCGAUUCUUGACACAAAAGCUUUAACUCAGUUUGAGAAUCCUUUCUCAAGGGUUGAUCAGUACAAAGGUUGUAGCUCAAGGGACAAAGUAGAUUUGAACAUCAUAGGACUUGGUCUUGUUGGUGUUCUAAAAGAUGAACCACCUUUUCAACAAACUUCUGAGAAACUAAGGAAAAAAGUUGUGUUUGGAACUGAUAAGCUUAGAGUGAAAAUCCCUCCUCUACCAACUUCCACGUUUGAGUCAAAAAGUGAUUAUGGUUGCAAAAUGAAUGAUUCAGAAAAGGGUGUUCUUAGUUUGAGUGAAAUGGAGGUUUAUGAAGAAUACACAUGUGUGAUAUCUCAUGGAGCAAAUCCAAAAACAACACAUAUAUUUGAUAAUUGUGUUGUGGGAAGUUACUCUUCUGUGCCUAAUAGUCCUCACUCUUUUUCACUCAAUUUUCUUAGCUUUUGUUACACUUGCAAAACUCAUCUUCAGCAUACAAAAGACAUCUUCAUUUACAGAGGAGAAAAAGCAUUUUGUAGUCAAGAAUGUCGAAACCAAGAGAUGAUGUUAGAUGAAGAAGAAAAUUAAGAAUUUGAUGAUAAAAAUGUACUUUUUUUUUAAGUUCUAUUUGUGUGAUUUUUCCUUGCUGUAUCCUGCAAAUAGAGAUAAAAGAGGAUGUAUUGUUGUAGAGUUCAUAUCAAGAAAUGAGUAGUAUUACUAUUGAAUAGAUUGCUUUUGAUUAUGUUGAUGAUGAUGAUGAUGAUGAUAAUGAUAUGAUUGAAAAUAGUGCCUUUAUUUUCUUUCUUA